UUUACAAAAACCUCAAACAUUGUUAACUGAUUUUAGUUCUGCCAGCGAUGAUGCCUGAGGGGUGAUCACAUUGUUUCGAGCAUGAGAAGACACAGUCAAAUUCAUCUCUCUCAUGCUCUGUUGUGUGCCAUCCUGUGUUUGCUUUGGUCUGUUGUCACGGUCUCACCGGCAACUGAGAAGGAGAUUUUACUUCAAUUCAAGGGUAACAUCACGGAUGAUCCCCGCAACAGCUUGAGUUCGUGGGUUUCAAGUCGAAACCCUUGCCAAGAUUACAUCGGUGUUUCUUGUAACUUGGAAGGAUUUGUAGAAAGAAUCGUCCUUUGGAACACUAGCUUGGGUGGGGUUUUGUCCCCAGCAUUGUCGGGGUUGAAGAGGUUGAGGAUAUUGACAUUGUUUGGGAAUCGCUUCUCCGGUAAUUUCCCAGAAGGAUAUGCUGAUCUUCACUCGUUGUGGAAGAUCAAUUUGAGCUCCAAUGCGUUAUCUGGUUCAAUCCCUGAGUUCAUAGGUGAUUUGCCUAGCAUUCGCUUUCUAGAUUUAUCAAAGAAUGGCUUCACUGGGGGGAUACCUUCAGCAUUGUUUAGGUACUGUUACAAAACCAAGUUCGUUUCUCUUUCUCAUAACAAUCUUGUUGGUCCAAUUCCUGACUCGUUGGUGAAUUGCUCCAACCUCGAAGGAUUUGAUUUUUCCUUCAACAAUCUGAAUGGGGUUGUCCCUUCUCGACUUUGUGAUAUUCCUAGGUUAUCAUAUGUAUCUUUGAGAAGCAAUGCCUUAUCAGGGAGUGUGCAAGAGCACAUUUCGGCAUGCCAAAGUCUGACACAUUUGGAUUUUGGUAGUAAUAGAUUCACCGAUUUGGCCCCAUUCAGCAUCUUUGGAAUGCAAAAUCUUACCUAUUUCAAUAUAUCGUAUAAUGGGUUUGAAGGACAAAUUCCUGAGAACACUACCUGUAGUGAGAAAUUAGAAAUCUUUGAUGCUUCGGGAAAUAAUUUGGAUGGGGAGAUUCCCUCCAGCAUAACUAGAUGCAAGAGCCUAAAGCUCUUGGCCUUGGAGUUGAAUAGGCUGGAAGGGAGUAUCCCAGUUGAUAUUCAGGAAUUGCGAGGACUAUUGGUUAUCAAAUUGGGUAAUAAUUCCAUAAGUGGAAUGAUUCCCAAGGGUUUUGGCAACAUUGAGCUACUUGAAUUGCUGGAUUUGCACAAUCUAAACCUCACUGGCGGAAUUCCAGUUGAUAUAAGCAAUUGCAAGUUUCUUCUUGAGCUGGAUGUUUCUGGUAAUAACUUAGAGGGCGAGAUUCCUCAGACCCUUUACAAAAUGACAAACCUGGAAGCCCUUGAUCUACAUCAUAACCAGCUUAAUGGAAGCAUCCCACCAAGCCUAGGAAACCUAUCAAGGAUCCAAUACCUAGAUCUGUCACAUAAUUCACUUUCUGGUUCAAUCCCUCCUUCCCUUGGAAAUUUGCAAAAAUUGACACAUUUUGAUCUCUCAUUCAACAAUCUCUCCGGUGUCAUUCCUAAUAUUGCAACCAUACAGCGUUUUGGUGCAUCUGCCUUUUCCAAUAAUCCUUUUCUCUGUGGUGUUCCUUUGGACACCUCUUGCUCAGCAAACGGAACUAGAUCACCUUCAGCUCCUGGGAAGACUAAAGUUCUAAGUGUGUCUGCAAUUGUUGCAAUUGUUGCUGCAGCUGUAAUUCUAACUGGGGUUUGUUUGGUGACCAUCAUGAAUAUUAGGGCUCGUCGUAGAAAAAAAGAUGAUGAUCAGGUUAUGAUUGUUGAGAGCACACCUCCUGGAUCAUCAGAAUCAAAUGUUAUAAUUGGAAAGCUGGUACUCUUCAGCAAAAGUUUACCAUCAAAAUAUGAAGAUUGGGAGGCAGGUACCAAAGCAUUGCUUGACAAAGAGUCUUUGAUUGGUGGCGGAUCCAUCGGCACAGUCUACAAAACUGAUUUUGAAGGUGGCAUCUCAAUUGCAGUGAAGAAGCUUGAGACUUUGGGAAGGAUAAAAAACCAGGAGGAAUUUGAGGUUGAAAUUGGGAGACUAGGCAACCUUCAACACCCUAAUUUAGUUGCUUUUCAAGGUUACUAUUGGUCCUCUUCAAUGCAGUUGAUUCUAUCAGAGUUUGUACCAAACGGGAAUCUCUAUGAUAAUCUACAUGGGCUUGGCUAUCCUGGAACCAGCACCAGUAGAGGCAAUAGGGAAUUGUUUUGGUCUAGAAGGUUCCAAAUUGCAGUUGGAACAGCAAGAGCCCUUGCCUAUCUCCACCAUGACUGUCGACCUCCAAUUCUUCAUCUAAACCUUAAAUCCUCUAACAUACUUUUAGAUGACAAUUAUGAAGCUAAGUUGUCUGAUUAUGGGCUAGGAAAGUUACUUCCCAUAUUGGAUAAUUACGGUCUGACCAAGUUCCAUAAUGCAGUUGGAUACGUUGCACCAGAGUUGGCUCAAAGCAUGAGACAGAGUGAGAAGUGUGAUGUUUACAGUUUUGGGGUCAUUCUUUUGGAGCUUGUUACAGGGAGGAAGCCUGUAGAAAGUCCAACCACAAAUGAGGUGGUGGUUUUGUGUGAAUAUGUAAGAGGUUUAUUGGAGACUGGCUCAGCUUCAAAUUGCUUUGACAGAAAUUUAAUUGGCUUUGCUGAGAAUGAAUUAAUUCAGGUUAUGAGAUUGGGACUCAUUUGUACUUUGGAGGAUCCUUUAAGGAGACCAAGCAUGGCUGAGGUUGUCCAAGUCCUUAAGUCCAUUACAAAUGGAUUGGAAUCACAUUAACCAAUUAGAGUUUUUCCAUGGAACUCAGUAUCAAAGUAAUUGCUUUAUUUGCUAAAUUAUUCCAGGAAAGGAGGUACCAGAUAGAGCAUCCAUGGAAGAAAUUUGUUAAAUUACUUAGGCAUUCA
Molecule: messenger RNA, 2873 nt
Organism: Gastrolobium bilobum
Lineage: Eukaryota; Viridiplantae; Streptophyta; Magnoliopsida; Fabales; Fabaceae
Product: probable LRR receptor-like serine/threonine-protein kinase At1g12460
Exons: 2
Coding region: 82-2748 (888 amino acids)
Biological process (GO): protein phosphorylation
Molecular function (GO): protein binding; protein kinase activity; ATP binding
Source: RefSeq, a predicted model, not a curated record